GGCAUGUUUUGUUUACGAGGACGUCUACGCGGAUGUCGUGGGAAAUAAUUUUGAUUGUAGUGAAAAUCGCCAGGAUGUUUAAUAUUGGCAGACUUUGAAGGGGACGGCGUUGAGUGUAACCGAUCAUGGCUCGUCGCCGUCUUGAAGCAGCCAUCCGUGCUGGCCGUGCCAUUGAUAGCGAGCAGUCCAAAUCGCAAGGAACCUUCACCAAGCUGAUAUCGUUACACGACGUUGACAUCACAGACUACUUCGCUGGUGUGUACAGCCUGCAGUUCUCUCACGACGGCGAGCUGCUGGCAGUUGGCUGCGGAAAUGGAGGAGUCCUGCUGUACAGCACUCAGACGGGAGAGCUGGUGAAGACCUUGCACAAAGGAGGUCGCAUGGAGCUACCAGUCAUGGGGCUCAGUUUCCAUCCUGAGCAUAAAAACGAGCUGGUGUCGGUAGGUGCCGACGGUAACAUUAAUGUUUGGGAUACAGAAGAAGCAAAGAAGAAAAUGUUUAAUAAAGAAAAGAACAACGAGAUCAACGCGAUUGAUUUCAGUCUGGAUGGGGAUGUGUAUGCCACCGCAGGCAAGGAUCUCUGCGUCAGGCUGUAUGAUGCCCAAACAAAUGAGUUGCUGCUGAUGUACGAGGGCUCCAACCAGCUGCGUCUAGAGAGCGAAGAUGAGAACGACUUGGGCCACGGCAGGAGGAUUUUUGCUCUCAAGUUCCACCCGGAUGACAACAACAUCUUUGUCACCGGAGGAUGGGAUAACUGUCUCAAGAUUUGGGACAAGCGAACGAGUCAUGGUGUUCAGGGAACUAUCGGCGGUCCUCAUGUAUGCGGAAAUGGCAUUGACAUCAAGGCUGGGAAGAUUCUCACUGCAUCCUGGGUAGCGAGCAGUGCACUUCAGCAGUGGGACCUAGCCGCGGGUAGGCUUGAGCAGUCCAUCCCACUCUCAGGAACCGACAAGAGGGGAGAAUUCCUUUACUGUGCACAGUUUUGUGACAAUAACGUCGUCUUGGCAGGGGGGAGUGGAACGUGCAAUGCCCAGGCCAUCGACAGAGCAACCAACCGAUUGAUUGGCCGUGUUGAUCUGGAUGGCAAGGCUGUGCAAGCUUUGGACAGCACGGAUGGAGGGCGAUUCAUUGCAGUGGGCGGGUCUGCCCCAGUUGUUAAACUAGCUCAGCUGGUCUAGAGACCAUGAGCCGAUGGACUCAGAGGAUUUGGGUUUGUGUUGGAGACUUGGGUAAGCUUUGGCUAUGUUGAACGGUACUGUACUGGACCCAAUCAGUUUCAGCUAAAUCCGUCCCAACAAUGCAGCAGAGAUCAACUUGCCUAUUGGUGCGUAUGUUAGCUUGAAGGAAUUGCUCAGUUUGAAACCAGUUAUGAAAGUUGCUUUGAAGCAGCCAAAAGAAUGUUUGUUCUUUUGUGUUUAUCUUUUAGAAAUUUGUAUAAAUUCAUAAAACUGCUCUUAAUCCGUCCACGGUUUUGAAGUAACACCUUGAGCGAGUUUUCUUAGAGAACUGUGUAUAUAUAUAUGUAAGUUUGUAUUAUAUGCUAGUUUUUGUUGAGACCAAAUUUGGUCCUGAAUUUUGUUAAAGUCAAUAUGUUGUUCUGUCAUGAAGUUAAAUAGGCCUGAUAUUGUAUUCAAAUACUGUUAUCAUGCUGCAUACAGAUGCAAAGCAGAGUUAAUUUUUAAAAAUGGAGAGAAAAUUCUGGGUAUUGGGUAAACUUCCGCUUGAUUAGAUUACCCCAAAAAAAGAAUAAAUAAAAUGAAAGUUAAAGAUUAACAGUGUAUGUUGGCUGUUUCUGUUGGCUGUUAGUGGAGGAAAAAAUAUUUACAGUAACUGGAAGAGGGGAGGGAACUCGAAAGUAUUCAGUGCUGCGUCUGAAUCUGUUGUCUAGAGCUAGGUCUAGGACUUUGCCCCAUGGGAAUAUGUUGAGACACCAAGACAUUAGACCGCUGUAGCUCUGGAAGCCUGUUUGGGACACAGCCAGAGAUUCGGCAGUUAUGGCUCCUGUACGUUGAGGUGAAAGUUCACUGGUCCCUUGUCUGUAGUUCACGUACGCAGUACAUGAUGGAUACCAGGGAAGUAUCACUUCAACAUGUCUUUACUCAAGCUAGAGAGCUACAGUGUGUUUUUUCCACUGUCCAAGUAUGAGCCUUGGGUGAUUGUUUUAUUGGGGAUGAUCCUUGAAAACAAGUGUCAUCAGGGAGCGUCCUUUGGCGGGAAAGGAAAAUGUUAGUUUCUUGUGUAGGUGGAAGCUGCCUCAAUGUCAUUGUGAGAAAACCCACUUGAUCCUGUAUUUGUUGUUCACCAGUUGGGAUUCCAACAGGGCACGUAGCAUGUGCCGACCUACAGAACACAUCUUGAACAGUUCGAUCAAUGUGAGUGCCUUCCAUCCCCUCCUUAACACUACCUAGCAUCUAUGAGUUUCUCUAUACAUGUAUACUUGUAGAUGUUAACGAAUGUGGUGUGUGAAAUGAAAUAUGAACCAUUAAAUUAUGGUCGGCUGUCCAUCAUGAAAAAAAAGGAAAAGCAAUUCUAUUUUCUCAAAAUCUACAGCAUUCUGGGCAGGAAUAUUUUACAGACUGACUGAGGCUGUUAUGUACUUUCUUUCAAGUAAGAUAUUCCGGGAUUAUAGGGUUGUCCGAUUUUGGGGAUUUUACAAAUGUGUAACCUCCAAUGUACCUUUAAGGCUUUACUAGCAAAAAAUCUGUCAGUUUUAUGUUGACCUUUCCCUAAUCUUGCCAAGAGUGAAGAUGUAUUUCUGUUGAGGUGCACGGAAGUUUGGAACUUGUUUGUACCCAGUGGCAAAGUGUUGCUGUUUUUUGAGCUCGGUUCUGAUGAUGUCACUGUUUGAUGACAGGUUGAGGUUCUUCCCCUUGCUGCGAGCAAGCAGGCAGAGUUAUUCAUGCAGGUUGACGUAAGAUAAUGCCAUGUGCUCAACCACAUUUAAGUGGUCUCUGUUCCAUUGUGCUGAGUUCUGUUAACUGUAAAUACAAUCAGAUAUUCAA
Molecule: messenger RNA, 3002 nt
Organism: Acanthaster planci (crown-of-thorns starfish)
Lineage: Eukaryota; Metazoa; Echinodermata; Asteroidea; Valvatida; Acanthasteridae
Molecular function (GO): protein binding
Source: RefSeq, a predicted model, not a curated record